Messenger RNA from Alligator mississippiensis (American alligator), 5434 nucleotides. RefSeq names its product mediator complex subunit 23 (gene MED23). Gene Ontology annotation, cellular component: transcription regulator complex; mediator complex. The transcript is spliced from 30 exons. The coding region runs from base 187 to 4338 and encodes 1383 amino acids. Gene Ontology annotation, biological process: positive regulation of gene expression; regulation of transcription by RNA polymerase II. Lineage: Eukaryota; Metazoa; Chordata; Crocodylia; Alligatoridae. The record is from RefSeq and is a predicted model, not a curated record.
AGCCGGACCGCCUCCCCCGGCGGCGGCAGCUUCGGGCUGCACAGCUUGAGCCUGCGCGCGCAGCUAGGCCGAGAAGGCGCCCCUAGCGGAGCGGGCGGGUGGGCAGGCGCCUCUUGCGGAACCACCGGCGCGGGCGCUGCUGCCGCCGGGCCGCUUUCGGCGCCGGCCCUUCCGCCGCGCCGGGCCAUGGCGGUCCCGAUGGCGCCGAUGGAGACGCAGCUGCAGAGUAUCUUCGAGGAGGUGGUGAAAACAGAGAUCAUAGAGGAAGCUUUCCCUGGAAUGUUUAUGGACACUCCUGAAGAUGAAAGAACCAAAUUGAUCAGCUGCUUGGGUGCUUUUAGACAGUUCUGGAGCAGUCUUUCUCAGGAAUCACAUGAACAGUGUGUCCAAUGGAUUGUAAGAUUCAUCCAUAGCCAGCACAGCCCCAAAAGAAUUUCUUUUCUGUAUGACUGUUUAGCAAUGGCAGUAGAAACUGGCCUGUUGCCACCCAGGAUGGUUUGUGAAUCUCUGAUAAACUCUGACAACCUUGAAUGGGAGAGGACACAACUAUGGGCGUUGACUUUUAAAUUAAUCCGGAAAAUUAUUGGAGGUGUAGACUACAAGGGCGUGCGUGAUCUGUUGAAGGUGAUCCUGGAGAAAAUCUUAACAAUUCCAAACACAGUGAGCUCUGCCGUGGUACAGCAACUCUUGGCAGCAAGAGAGGUUGUAGCAUAUAUUUUGGAAAGAAAUGCAUGUCUGUUACCUGCCUACUUUGCAGUUACAGAGAUUAGAAAAUUGUAUCCCGAGGGAAAGCUUCCUCAUUGGUUGCUAGGUAAUUUAGUAUCAGACUUUGUGGACACCUUCAGACCCACAGCAAGAAUAAAUUCUAUUUGCGGACGCUGUAGCCUUCUCCCUGUUGUUAAUAAUUCUGGUGCUAUGUGCAACUCAUGGAAGUUGGAUCCUACAACCCUUCGUUUCCCUCUGAAAGGUCUCUUACCAUAUGAUAAGGAUCUGUUUGAACCACAGACUGCUUUGUUGAGAUAUGUGCUGGAACAACCGUAUUCCAGGGAUAUGGUCUGCAAUAUGCUAGGUCUCAAUAAGCAGACCUUGAACAUUGCUCAGCACAAACAGCGCUGCCCUGUCCUGGAGGACCAGUUGGUGGAUCUCGUGGUGUAUGCAAUGGAGCGUUCAGAGACAGAAGAGAAGUUUGAUGAUGGAGGAACCAGCCAGCUGUUGUGGCAGCACCUCUCCAGCCAGCUUAUUUUCUUUGUGCUCUUUCAGUUUGCAAGCUUUCCUCAUAUGGUCCUGUCACUCCAUCAAAAGUUGGCAGGACGUGGUCUCAUUAAAGGAAGAGACCAUCUGAUGUGGGUGCUACUGCAGUUCAUCUCUGGCAGCAUUCAGAAAAAUGCAUUGGCUGAUUUCCUCCCAGUAAUGAAGCUUUUUGAUCUUCUCUAUCCUGAAAAAGAUUGUAUUCCUGUACCUGAUAUUAACAAACCCCAGUCAACUCAUGCCUUUGCAAUGACCUGUAUCUGGAUACAUCUGAACCGAAAGGCUCAUAGUGACAACUCCAAAUUGCAGAUUCCAAUUCCUCAUUCUCUUAAACUGCACCAUGAAUUUUUGCAACAGAGUCUAAGGAAUAAAAGUUUACAGAUGAAUGACUACAAGAUUGCAUUAUUAUGUAAUGCAUAUUCAACCAAUUCAGAAUGUUUCACUUUGCCAAUGGGAGUUCUGGUAGAAACUAUUUAUGGAAAUGGCAACAUGAGGAUACCUCUUCCAGGAACUAACUGCAUGGCAUCAGGAUCUAUCACUCCAUUGCCAAUGAAUCUCUUAGAUUCACUUACAGUUCAUGCAAAAAUGAGCCUUAUUCACAGCAUAGCUACCAGGGUGAUUAAACUGGCACAUGCAAAAUCUAGCCUGGCCUUGGCACCAGCACUUGUGGAAACUUACAGUCGUUUAUUGGUUUACAUGGAAAUAGAAUCCUUGGGCAUCAAAGGCUUUAUCAGCCAGCUUUUGCCAACUGUGUUUAAGUCUCAUGCUUGGGGAAUCUUGCACACUUUGCUAGAGAUGUUCAGCUACCGUAUGCAUCACAUCCAGCCUCAUUACAGAGUGCAGCUGCUGAGCCAACUUCAUUCCUUGGCUGCGGUGCCACAGACCAGUCAAAACCAGCUUCACCUCUGUGUUGAGAGCACUGCUCUAAGACUAAUCACUGCCUUGGGCAGCUCUGAAGUCCAGCCACAAUUUACACGUUUCCUUAGCGACCCUAAAACAGUUCUUUCAGCAGAAUCAGAAGAACUCAACAGGGCUCUGAUCUUGACUCUAGCAAGAGCAACACAUGUAACAGACUUUUUCACAGGUUCUGAUUCAAUUCAGGGAACUUGGUGCAAGGACAUAUUGCAGACUAUCAUGAGUUUCACUCCCCAUAAUUGGGCUUCACACACACUAAGCUGUUUUCCAGCUCCACUGCAGGCAUUCUUUAAACAGAAUAAUGUACCCCAAGAAAGCCGUUUUAACUUGAAAAAGAACGUAGAAGAGGAAUACCGAAAGUGGAAGUCUAUGACCAAUGAGAAUGACAUAAUCACCCACUUUUCCAUGCAGGGUUCUCCUCCUCUGUUUCUCUGCCUGCUGUGGAAAAUGCUUUUAGAGACUGAUCACAUUAAUCAGAUUGGUUAUAGAGUUUUAGAGAGAAUCGGGGCCAGAGCUCUGGUUGCUCAUGUCAGGACUUUUGCAGAUUUCUUGGUGUAUGAGUUCUCCACAUCAGCAGGAGGCCAGCAGCUCAACAAAUGUAUUGAAAUUCUCAAUGAUAUGGUGUGGAAAUACAAUAUUGUUACACUGGACAGACUGAUACUGUGCUUAGCUAUGCGGAGUCAUGAAGGCAAUGAAGCCCAGGUCUGCUAUUUCAUAAUUCAGUUACUUUUACUCAAACCUAAUGAUUUCAGAAACAGAGUGAGUGAUUUUGUGAAGGAGAACUCUCCAGAGCACUGGCUGCAGAAUGAUUGGCAUACUAAACAUAUGAGUUACCACAAGAAAUAUCCUGAAAAGCUGUAUUUUGAAGGAUUGGCAGAGCAAGUGAAUCCUCCUGUCCAGAUUCAACCCCAGUACCUACCAAUCUACUUUGGAAAUGUGUGUCUUCGCUUCUUGCCAGUAUUUGACAUUGUAAUCCACCGAUUUCUAGAAUUGCUUCCAGUGUCCAAAUCAUUGGAGACAUUACUGGAUCAUCUGGGAGGCUUGUACAAAUUCCAUGACCGCCCAGUCACCUACCUAUACAACACUCUUCAUUAUUAUGAGGGGCAUCUCAGAGAGCGAACAAACCUCAAACGAAAGCUUGUUCAUGCUAUUAUUGGUUCUCUUAAAGAUAAUCGACCACAAGGCUGGUGUCUAAGUGACACUUAUCUCAAGUGUGCUAUGAAUGCACGAGAAGAUAAUCCAUGGAUUCCUGAUGACACUUAUUACUGCAAACUGAUUGGAAGAUUAGUAGACACCAUGGCUGGUAAGUCACCCGGCCCGUUUCCAAACUGUGACUGGAGAUUUAAUGAGUUCCCUAACCCAGCUGCCCAUGCUCUCCAUGUUACCUGUGUUGAACUCAUGGCAUUGGCUGUUCCAGGGAAGGAUGUGGGAAGCGCACUUCUAAAUGUUGUGUUAAAAAGCCAGCCUCUGGUGCCAAGAGAAAAUAUCACAGCUUGGAUGAAUGCUAUUGGACUGAUUAUCACAGCCUUACCAGAGCCAUACUGGAUUGUCCUCCAUGAUCGGAUUGUGAGUGUUAUCAACAGUCCCAGCUUGACAUCAGAAACAGAGUGGGUUGGCUACCCAUUCCAGCUGUUUGACUUCACAGCCUGCCAUCAGUCUUACUCAGAAAUGAACUGUAGCUACACUCUGGCAUUGGCACAUGCUGUGUGGCAUCAUUCAAGUAUUGGCCAACUCUCCCUCAUCCCAAAAUUCCUCACGGAAAUAUUGAUACCUAUAGUGAAGACAGAAUUCCAGUUACUCUAUGUUUACCAUCUUGUUGGUCCUUUUCUGCAGCGAUUUCAGCAAGAGAGGACACGAUGUAUGAUAGAGAUUGGAGUGGCAUUUUAUGAAAUGCUUCUUUAUGUGGACCAGUGCAGUACACAUCUGAAUUACAUGGAUCCCAUAUGUGAUUUCUUGUAUCAUAUGAAGUACAUGUUUACUGGUGACAGUGUGAAAGAUCAAGUUGAGAAAAUCAUCUGCAAUUUAAGACCAGCUUUGAAACUCCGUUUGCGUUUCAUAACGCAUAUCAGCAAAAUGGAGCCAGCUGCUGUUUCUCAGCAGCCCAUGAACAGUGGUUCUCCAGCACCACAGCCUAGCCAGGUGCCUGUCAAUGUUGCCUUGCCAGUAACACAGUAAAACAAGGCAUAACACCGGUGUUUCUUUGAAGACUGCCUUUUAUAUUGAUUGAGAUGGAACUUAAUCAGACUUGAUGUGUGGCACACUGUAUCAGAGGGGAAGAGACAGUAUAGAAACCGCUGCAUAAUUUUGAAUGAUGUGAUGGAUCUAUCUAGUCAGAUGCAUUCCAGUCUUCCUAUCUCUUGAUAUCAGAGACAUGAUUAGUUGCUGUAUUUGUAACCAUCCUUGUUGUCCAUACCUCUGUGUAUGUUUACCUGAGGCUAUUCAGAGGUGUCUUUUGCUACGGUAACUCCUCACCUAGCUUGCUUACUUUUAAAUGAGAAGUAUGGAUCCCAAAUGUAUCAGAUUAUCUCUUCAAACCUUGGGACCUAAUAUUAAUAGGAUAGACAUAAAAGAUUAAUAUUUUGAUUGUAAUUGGGCAGUACCAUGAACGUAACAUCUUCACCUUGCUUCAGUUAAUACCAUUUUGAGAUCAGUGGGACUGCACAUGGAACAGGGUUCCACUCCUCUUAAAUCAGGCACAGUCCAGUCCUAGAUGUACACACCCCAUUAACUUGGCUUCUUGCUCAUGAAAAAAAAAUUUGUGGGGCAAAAAUAAUGGGUGAUGUUCUUUUGAUAAGAUGAGCAAGUUUAGUCCCUGAUCCAGGAAAGCAUCUCUGAUUAAGUCAUUAUGGCUAAAGUUGUGAAGUCUUUUUAAAGGCUUAACAUGUCCAAUUGUAAGCAGUGGAACAGCUUACUGUCUUCAUGAAAGCUAUAGUUUUGAUCUAGCGUGAUCCCUCAGGAUGCUAGAUUAUUAGCUAAAAUGGAACUAUUUAAAUCUAUGGAUUCAGUAAAGUUUUGCUGGUGGAUGUUUAUCUUUCCGAUUUAGGAAACGGUGUAAUUUUUAUUAGUCAAUCACUUUGGGAUUUCUAUAUCUAUAUCCUAUUUUAGAUUUGUAUAAUACUCUACCUUCAUUCUUCAGCUUUUAUUUGUGUGUGUACUAUCAGUUUAACAGGUAUGAUUUGAUAACGAGUGAAAAGUCUACUGAAAUUUGUAAAAUAUUGAUCGUGUUUGAUGCAUUUUAAAAACUUUUUAAAAAUAAAAAUGUCUAAAAGAA